Molecule: messenger RNA, 1327 nt
Organism: Mycetomoellerius zeteki
Lineage: Eukaryota; Metazoa; Arthropoda; Insecta; Hymenoptera; Formicidae
Product: phosphotriesterase-related protein
Exons: 8
Coding region: 138-1103 (321 amino acids)
Biological process (GO): catabolic process
Molecular function (GO): hydrolase activity, acting on ester bonds; zinc ion binding
Source: RefSeq, a predicted model, not a curated record
UAGGUCGAUUAGAAGGAAAGUAUAGGUUAUGCGUCGCAGUAGUUAAAGUUAUACAGUGUUGAAUCGUAGCUUGUAGGGAGUAGUGAUAAGGAUUAAAUUGAGCUCUUUAUUCAUAACGGAAAUAAAGAAUAAUAAUAAUGACCGACAACUUUCCAGAUGGCGUGAAUACGGUGCUAGGAAAUAAACGAUUAUCCGAGCUCGGGAAAACGUUAACACAUGAACAUCUGGCUCUUGAUUUUCGCAAAUUUUAUGUACCACCGCCGAAACAUCUUAAACGGUUCCCUGUCGGCAGCUUAUCUCUCCAAGAUGCCGGAUACGUUCGGCAGUAUCCAUAUAGCAGCUUAUAUAACUUGGAGUUUUACGGUGAUGACGCGACAAAAGCUGUCUAUAAAGAUGUGGAAUUAUUUAAAGAGGCCGGUGGCGGAACUAUCGUGGAGAACAGUAGCCACGGUUUGAAACGUGAUAUUUCUUUAAUGAAGAACAUCAGCCAGUCCUUGGGAGUUAACGUGAUUGCGGGAACCGGCCAUUACCUCGCCAGCACUCAAAAUGCAUCGACUCUUAAUAUGACCAAAGAAGAAAUGUACAAUCUACUAUGCAAAGAGUUAGAAGAGGGUUGCGUGGAGUGUCCCGAAGUAAAGGCAGGAUUCAUUGGAGAAGUUGGCAGUACUUGGCCGAUCGAAGACUUUGAAAAACGUGCCAUUUGCGCAACUGCCGAGGUGCAAGCUCAGUUACGUUGCUCUGUAAGCUUUCAUCCUGGAAGGAAUGCAUCUGCGCCCAUGGAAAUAAUGAGGAUCUAUCAAGAGGCGGGUGGAGAUAUGAGCAGAGCUAUUAUGUCUCACGUCGAUCGUACGUUAAUAAAAAAGGAGCAGCUCAUGGAAUUCGCCGACGCUACCAAAUGUUAUAUCCAGUUCGACCUGUUCGGUAUGGAAUGCUCUUUCUAUCAGUUGAAUCCGUUGGUCGAUUAUCUGUCAGAUGCACAGCGUGUCAAACGUAUUGCGCUGCUGAAGAAAGAGAAAAAACUAGACCGAGUUCUCAUGAGUCAUGAUAUACACACCAAACAUCGCCUGGUGCAGAAGCAUCCGAUGAUGAUUGCGACAAUUUGACGUCGCUUGCUCGUCUCGAUUUUACGAAAAGUGGAAUUAAGAACAUGCAGAGCGUAGAAGAAAAUCAGUAAUUAGGAAUUGCGAUUAAUUGACAUUAGCACAUAUAUAAAUAUACACACAGACUGGUCAGUGGUACCAAAGUGACGAUCAAAACAGAAAGCAGCAAACUUGUGGUGCCCUUGACUUACGAAGUGAGCGAGUGGUCGCUUAGGCUCGCGCGCUCG